Molecule: messenger RNA, 1215 nt
Organism: Chenopodium quinoa (quinoa)
Lineage: Eukaryota; Viridiplantae; Streptophyta; Magnoliopsida; Caryophyllales; Amaranthaceae
Product: protein FAR1-RELATED SEQUENCE 5-like
Exons: 4
Coding region: 1-1215 (404 amino acids)
Source: RefSeq, a predicted model, not a curated record
AUGGAUUUGAUUCAUGUACCUGAAGUUCUUGAUAUUGGAGUUUAUAAGUAUGAAGUUGUUUAUAAGGAAAGUGAGAAGUCUGAAUUGCAGUGGAAACAAGUCAAAAGUGAUACGGAGGCAUAUGAAAUGUAUAAUGAUUAUGCAUUUAGGCAUGGAUUUAGUAUUAGGAAAGGGAAAGUUCGAUAUGUUGGUAAUUCAAGUGUUUGGAGAGGUAGAAACAACCUAUAUUCAAAUGUUGGUUUGAAAGAUACUUCUUCUAAGGUGCCUAAGAAGUUUUCUAAGUUGGAUUGCCGUACAUGUUGUGAAGCUUACAUUGAUUUUGUUAUUGAUGAGAAAGGUGUUUGGACUGCUGUUAAACACAAUAUGGAUCACAAUCAUGCUAUGAUACCUGUUGAGAAGAGACAUCUCCUUAGGUCUCAAAGGAAAAUUCAAGGUGAGCAUUUGAAGUUCAUAAGUACUAUAAAGGCUAGUGGGGUUAGGGUUACGGAUUCUCUUCGCGCUUUAAGGAAAGAAGUUGGUGGAUCUCCUAAUCUAUGCUACACUGUUACUGAUGUUUACAACACUUUAGCUACUGAAAAAGCUUGCAGAUUAGAAGGUGGUGAUUGUAAUGCUUUGAUCCAGUCUUUUGCUACAAGACAAGCCAAAGAGAGUGACUUUUAUUAUGAGUUUGAGGUCGGUGGAAAUCAUGCCCUUUGUAGUGUAUUUUGUAGGGAUGGAAGAAUGCGAAGGGAUUAUGAAGCUUUUGGUGAUUUGAUGGUCUUCGAUACCACCUAUAGAACUAACAAAUAUGGCAUGAUUUGUGCCCCUUUUGUUGGUAUGAAUCAUCAUUGCAAUAAUGUCAUGUUUGGAAUGGGUUUUGUUCUUGAUGAAAAGACCAGCAGUUUUCAAUUCGACAAAUUUUUCCAAGCACUCGGCACCGUUUGUGCACUUGGCACCUUGGUGAGAACGAAUACAAAGACCAAUAUAGGAGGACUCAGAAUAUUGAAAGGGUUUCCAGAAGUAUUCGAUUAUUUUCUUAAGUACUGUGAAAGUCCUGCUGAAUUCGCACAUUACUGCCAAGAGUGGAGGAGUAAAGAAAGUAAGCAAGAUUUCCGUUUUUUGACGGGUAACCGUCAUCUUGCAGUAGCUAAUGUUCGUUUGCUCAUACACUCUAGGGAGAUUUAUACUAUUUCUGUGUAUGUUGUUUUUGAGGAUCAAUUUGCAAAAGACAUUUAA